AUUCGGAAGUAGGGAUAACGUGUACGCUGUUUAUAAGCAGAGUUCAUCACCGCCAGUGGAACAGUUAUCCUUUGCUGUGAGGACACACCUGGAGAAGAAAUCAUAAUGGCUGGAAGAGACAUGCAUGGACUACUCUCCAUCCACGCCAGAAGACACGGUGGAAUGCACUGAUUGCUGACAGUGUAGUUCAGUAACAUUGCUGAGUGGAGGUACUGUCACAUACAGCUGUGUCUGGCUCCUGCUCAUACACAGGACUGAGGCCAAACAGCAGGCAGAAGGUGGAACAAGAUUUCCAGAACUCUUCUGUAGAAGACAUACCUCAUCCCAAUAUACAAGGAGUUUCUAGCAGGACUGGGCAGGGCAAGAUCCCUGUAAACUCCUCAGGGGAAGAAUAUCGCCAUGCCUCUGUUGCCAUGCCUGAAGAAAGAGAAGUCGCCUGGGUCUUUGGGAAAGAAUAUCUUUCAGAAACACAGCCCACCUGUCCAGCAGAACUACCAAGCCUUGCUGGAGAUGUGCUUGAAGAAUAAACAGCUGUUCACUGAUGAGAGUUUUCCUGCUGACAUCAGCUCUAUUGGAACGGGAGCAAUACUGAAGAAACUCCCCCGAAAUGUGCAGUGGAAGAGGCCACAUGCUUUGCACAGAACUCCAGUAUUUUAUGCUGCAAACAGAAAGCAACUUGACCUCUGCCAAGGAUUAGUGGGGAACUGCUGGUUCCUGGCGGCUCUGCAAGCCCUGACAUUCCACCAGGACAUCUUAGCUGCAGUCGUGCCACAAAACCAGAGCUUUGAGAGGAAAUAUGCUGGCAUUUUCCACUUCCGGUUCUGGCACUUUGGUGAAUGGGUUGACGUGGUGGUUGAUGAUCGCCUGCCGGUGAAUGAGGCGGGGGAGCUGGUCUUUGUUUCUUCAGUCUAUAAGAAUGUGUUCUGGGGAGCCCUUUUGGAGAAGGCAUAUGCUAAACUCUAUGGCUCCUAUGAAGAUCUACAGAUUGGGCAAGUUUCAGAAGCCUUGGUGGAUUUCACAGGUGGUGUUAAUAUAAGAAUCAAGCUUCCAGCAGCUCCUCCUGAUCUGUGGGAUAUCCUGACAAGAGCAACCUACAGCAGAUCUCUCAUGUGCUGUCAGACACAGUUAGGGACAACAAAGGUCUUGAAGAAUGGACUUGUUGCUGGCCAUGCUUACACAGUAACUGGUAUUAGAAAGGUGACCUGCCAAUAUGGACCAGAAAACCUAGUGAGACUGAGAAAUCCAUGGGGUAAAAUUGAAUGGAACGGAGACUGGAGUGACAGCUCUUACAAGUGGGAGUUGCUGAGCCCAAAGGAGAAAAUUCUGCUGAGGAAAAAGAAGGAAGAUGGAGAGUUCUGGAUGUCUCUGCAAGAUUUUAAGAUUCAUUUUGUAGACGUUGUGAUCUGUAAAUUAACUCCAGACCUGGUGAGCCAGGAAGAUGGGAAAAAGUGGAUGUAUUCCCUGAAGAAUGGGAGAUGGGUUAAAGGAAGCACAGCGGGAGGAAGUCUGGGAUUCUCCAAGGGCAUGUUUUGGAUGAACCCCCAGUACUGGUUGAAUAUUUUAGCAAGUGAAGACAGUAGGAGAAACCUGGGUUCCUGCAGUGUGGUUAUAUCCCUGAUGCAGAAACACAGCAGCAAACACCGGAACCGAGCUCCUCACCUCUUCAUUGGCUUUUCACUCUACAAGGUGGCCCGACAGCAAGAGGAAAUCAAUCAAAAGCUGCCUCCAGCAUUCUUCACCCGGCACCAGCCUGUGAACAAGCGCCAGGUCUUCCUCGAUGAACGGGAAGUGACUUGUGACUUCCACCUGGAGCCUGGUGUCUAUGUGAUUGUGCCAUCCACUCUGGAGCCUCAUCAGGAGUCUGAAUUCAUUCUGCGUGUCUUUUCUAGGAAGCACGUCCUUCGGGAAAUGGGUGGGAACUCCAGUUUCAUCCUCUCCAAGGAAAUUGUUGAUAGGUAUGAAGGCAAGAUCUGGGAGGAUUUCUUCACAAAACAUUUUGAAAAGAAUCCUGAAAUAAAUGCUGUUCAGCUCCAGAGGAUCCUGAAUAAUGUAUCUUGGAGACAUUUUCAGAGUUUUCGCCUGAGUUUCAGUCUGGACGCCUGCCAGAGUAUCCUGGCACUCCUGGAUCUGAAUGCCUCUGGCACGCUGAGUAUCCAGGAGUUCCGAGUCCUGUGGAAAAGGCUGCUUUUCUACUUGGAGGUUUUCCAGAAAAGAGACACUAGCAGAUCAGGAAAGCUUGACCUGGUAGAACUGCGUGCAGCUGUACAGGAGACAGGUAUUUCACUCAGCAAUGAAGUCUGUAAUUUGAUGGCGAUCAGAUAUGGUGACCCUGACUUGAAGAUCAGCUUUGAGAGCUUCAUGUGUUUCAUGCUUCGAGUAGAGAUCAUGGGAGAGGCCUUUCGCAACUUAACGCAAGAUGGUAAAGGGAUAUACCUGCAGGAAUCUGAGUGGAUGAUGAUGACACUGUAUUCCUGAAGGGCUGUUGCAAAGGAGGGGACGGCAAAGCCUCUACUGCGAUAAGGAAGGCUGCUUUCUAUCAACUUGCUGUGUACGUUGGAGUCUGAGCUCUUCCCUGCAGUUUACCUCAUAUGAAGUCUUCCCCUCAAGCAGACUUGACCUACUGACCACAGACUUGUUGCACUGGUAAUUUUCUAAUGAAUACGUUUAUUUUGAGUCCUAUUGCACUUCAGACAACCCUUCUGAGAAGAGACUUCUGGACGCCAACCGCUGUGGGUGCACACUGAGACACCAUGGAGCAUAGAAGCUGAGUUGUUGGAAUCACCUAUUUAAUGCUAAUGUUACACUGUUACUGUUAUAAUUUGGCACCUGCUGUGGCAGUAUCCACAGGCUGUGCUUGAUGAUGGAGCUUUAUUGGGGCAAGUAACUCUGAACCUAGGAGAGAAACAGCCCCUGCCUGAAGUGUCUUGUCAUCUAAUAGAGAAAAUCCUAGUUCUGUAGUUGCUUGGCCCGUGAUAGAGAGCUGGAGUCUGUGUGCUUGUUGGGGAAUUCUUCCUUGGCCAUGACCUGGAAAGAUGAUUUGCAAGCAUUCAAAUCAUCUCUUUUGCUUUCAUGAGUCAGCAUAGCUCUAUUGAAGUGAACCUAAGGUGAUCUGACCAGUUGGUGGAUCAAGCCUCCAGCUCUUAGAUGAGAUGGAGCUUGUGAUGCUUGCAGAUUUAGUUCAGAGCAGGGGGUUCUCUCCGCAAGUUGAAAAGCACAAUACAGUGAGAAAUAAAUGAAUCCUAUGUUAUCUUUAAAUCACUGGAGACUGGCAGGGAAUAGAUGUUCACUGUAAACAUAAUACAGGAGUAGUCUGGCAAAGCGACUGAUAAACCAUUUGGGUGUUUGUUGGUUCUUUUUGUGAAGCAGAAUGAGAGAGCGUGUAUGUGUGUGUUGUUAAGUGAUUCAGGCACAUACAGGCUGUAGUGUUAGAGAACAUACUUGGGGCUAUUCCCACCAAACUCUGUGUUGGAGUUAGUUGAUGCAUCUCUCUGUAGGACCCUUCUUCGUUUUCUUACCAUUUAGUUGUUUGGCCUGGUAAUUUCCACACUAAGUGUUUGUUGCAGGUUGCUGCUUUGGCUUUUGCAUUCCAGUGGACAGCACAAUGGGUCUUUCUCUUGUGCACAGUCUCCUUAGAGCACUGAAUACAACAGGGUUCUGGCAGGAAUGAUUAUAUAAUGGAAGAAGAUACUGUAAUGCCUUUGUAGGAAGGAGUAGUAACAAGUUUGCAUAGGCUUAUGCCUAUACAUGAGCCUGAGCUCACGGACGUGCUUCCUACUGCACUGAAGCCUGUGCAACAAGCGUAUUUAGAGAGAAACUCCGUUGUGGAUGUGUUCCCAGUCAGGAGGCAUUAAACAACACGAACAACCGUGUGCUCUUUAUUCGCCAGAACAACCUGUUCCUAGCGGUAUGAUUUUCAUGCUCUUUUUAUGAGAAAACUGUUAGAACCAGAUAAAUAGCUGUAUUUUUCGCUGUUUAUACCGUGACGUAUUUAUCAGUUACUGUGCUGUGCUGCUGUGGUGUCACCGGAGCCCAAGGGUUCAGAACUGUGGGGCAGAACAUGUCAGAGGGAGCAGGGACAUCCAGGAUCCUCGAGCAGAUGUCACGGUGCUAUCAUCCUGCUGGGCUCCCAGAGAGGCUAUUUCAGCAGCUUCCAUUACAAAGCAUGUGCCCUCUCCCAGUUGUCAUGCCUCUGUUCCCUUUUGUGGCUUGCAGCUGAACACAAUGGAGCAAACUAAAUAAGCCUGAUUUAAUUUGCACUCAGCUCGGUGGGUGAUGUUAUAAACACUGAUUUACUGCAUGUAGGAACAGCGCUAGGCGAACCAAAAAGAUUGUAGGAGAGAAUGUAGGUCCUCGCUCUUUUGGCGUGUUCCGAAGGAGGUUGUCCCAAUGGGGGUGGCCCUAAGUGGACAGGAAUGUCAGUGUGCAGAGUUCUCAGCAGCGCUCUGCUGGACAUGAUGAGAAGUAAAUCUGUCGGUCCCAACUGGGUUUGCUACACAGUGCCCGUUGGCAGUGCUGCAGGAGGCAUCCAAGGCCAGAAGGAUGCCAGACAUAGCUUCAGUAGGCACUGAACACUGCACGGCCUUGUGCAGAACUGUGGUGCGGGACACCCAGUUUCACAUGGCAGUUCAUUUCCAUUCUGUACACAUGGUUUUUUAUACAUAUAAGAUUUUGUACUUAUUUACUUCAUACCUAUUUAAUGCAGAGCAAGGAGAUUAUUUUGCUAUUGAUUACUUGAUCCGGGAAAGAAGCAGACUUUGUGCCAUGCCAUGAAUCAUUAAGCACUCGCAGCAAUAAACUUUAUUGAGCCACGUGACUUGCUGUUAGAGAAUUAUAAAGAAUGCUUUACUGGAAUGAUUAUACCAAACCAUGUACGAUUCAAACUGAAUUAUCUGGCUCACAAUAAAAAUGUUUUUGGCAAUGGCACCUACUCAGACGCUAUGAGGCUUUUAUAUUGCUAACAGAGUAACGUUUGCUGGGCAAUUCUGA
Messenger RNA from Gallus gallus (chicken), 4986 nucleotides. It is a transcript of the gene CAPN14, whose product is annotated as calpain 14. Gene Ontology annotation, biological process: proteolysis. Bases 400 to 2475 code for a protein of 691 amino acids. Lineage: Eukaryota; Metazoa; Chordata; Aves; Galliformes; Phasianidae. Gene Ontology annotation, cellular component: cytoplasm. Gene Ontology annotation, molecular function: calcium-dependent cysteine-type endopeptidase activity; calcium ion binding. The record is from RefSeq and is a predicted model, not a curated record. The transcript has 23 exons.